Molecule: messenger RNA, 534 nt
Organism: Dibothriocephalus latus
Lineage: Eukaryota; Metazoa; Platyhelminthes; Cestoda; Diphyllobothriidea; Diphyllobothriidae
Source: the annotation of a GenBank genome assembly
CUGUGGACCGGUCGAGAACUCCGACUUCCAUCCGACCUUCGCUUUCCCCUUCCCGCCUCCGACCACAUCACACUCCAUCCUUAUGCUAGCCAACUUCGAGAGACUAUCCGUGACACCCACAAUAUAGAACGUCGCACACUCGGUACUGCCGCCCAACGCCAAAAGGAGUUCUUUGACCGACGUCUCUCCGGCACCCCGUUCCAAGUCGGCGACCCGGUUAUGUACCGCCGCUGCUCCUGCUCUCCUGGCACCCCCACUAAGUUUCAAUAUUCAUGGGUCGGCCCCUUCACGGUGAUAGCCAUCAAAUCCCCUACCACACUCCUCCUCUGUGAGACUGACCACCCCUCCCGCCCUCCAUUCACUGCCCAUUUUGACGAGCUUAAGCGAUACCACGGACCACUUCCCCCAUGUCCCCCAGGUACCCCUGAUCAACUAACCAUAGUUCCAGCCGACCAGGUCCCCCCAGUAGCCCUAGAAGUUACUGUAGCUUCCCCCAUAGUCGACACCAGCACUGAGGACAGUGCUACCCCUUAG